Messenger RNA from Wyeomyia smithii (pitcher-plant mosquito), 12720 nucleotides. RefSeq names its product laminin subunit alpha (gene LanA). Gene Ontology annotation, molecular function: signaling receptor binding. Gene Ontology annotation, cellular component: basement membrane. The record is from RefSeq and is a predicted model, not a curated record. Lineage: Eukaryota; Metazoa; Arthropoda; Insecta; Diptera; Culicidae. The coding region runs from base 172 to 11280 and encodes 3702 amino acids. Gene Ontology annotation, biological process: cell adhesion; regulation of cell migration; axon guidance. The transcript is spliced from 11 exons.
ACAUUCGAACCGAAUGGACGUGGAAAAAAGCAAGUGAGAGAAAAAAGUGGAAUAUUCAAAUACUAAAGAGCUGAAUCAGAUAAGAGUUGAAGUGGGAUAUUAGCUUUGUGACUUGGUGAUAAUUAGCCAGCGUUCGGAGUCUGGUCCGAUUCGCUAAGCGGCGAUCAAAAGAUGGGUCGCUGUAAUGUAUCCACAUUUACGAUCGCAUUGCUGUUAUCCAUGACGAUAGCAACAGUUCGGUCGGAACUGACGCCGCCAUAUUUCAAUCUUGCCGAAGGACGUAAAAUUACCGCAUCGGCCACUUGCGGAGUAGACACCGAUGGUGCUGAGUUAUAUUGCAAGCUGGUUGGAGCAAACACUGAAAAUGAUCAUCUCAAUCAAUACUCGGUUAUUCAAGGACAGGUCUGUGAUGUAUGUGAUCCGAGUCUUCCAGAUAAGAGUCAUCCGGCUGAGUAUGCCAUUGAUGGAACAGAAAAUUGGUGGCAAAGUCCCCCGCUCUCCAGAGGCAUGAAAUAUAAUGAGGUCAAUUUGACCAUCGACUUCGGGCAGGAAUUUCAUGUGGCGUAUCUGUUCAUUCGAAUGGGUAACUCGCCUCGACCCGGCUUGUGGACACUGGAAAAAUCGAUAGAUUAUGGUAAAACAUGGCUGCCAUGGCAACAUUUUUCUGAUUCUCCGGCGGAUUGCGAGACCUAUUUCGGUGCCGAAAGUCUGCGUCCUAUAAUCAGCGAUGACGACGUUAUCUGCACCACUGAGUACUCGAAAAUUGUACCUCUUGAAAACGGCGAGAUUCCCGUUAUGCUAUUGAACAAUCGUCCAUCAGCCAAUAAUUAUUUCAAUUCGACGACAUUACAAGAAUGGACACGCGCAACUAAUGUUAGAAUUCGGUUGCUUCGUACAAAAAACUUGUUAGGACAUUUGAUGUCUGUUGCUCGACAAGAUCCAACUGUGACCAGACGAUAUUUCUACUCAAUUAAAGAUAUUUCGAUCGGAGGUCGUUGCAUGUGUAAUGGUCACGCUAAUACUUGCAAUGUCCUAGACCCGCGAUCCCCAACAAGAAUUUUGGCAUGUCAGUGUCAGCACAAUACCUGUGGUAUUCAAUGUAAUGAGUGUUGUCCAGGUUUCGAGCAAAAAAAAUGGCGCCAGAAUACCAACGCCAGACCAUUCCAGUGCGAACCUUGUAACUGCCAUGGACAUUCAAAUGAAUGUACCUACUCGGAAGACAUUGAUGACAAGCGACUUUCUCUGGAUAUACAUGGAUUUUACGAAGGUGGUGGUAAAUGUCAGAACUGUCAAGAUAAUACCGAGGGUAUUAACUGUAAUAAGUGUAAGAAUACGUUUUAUCGACCUUACGGCAAGCACUGGAAUGAAACUGAUGUUUGUCAACCCUGUAACUGUAAUCACUUUUAUUCAACUGGAAAUUGUGAAGAGGAGACGGGACAUUGUGAAUGUCGACGUGAGUUCAAUCCUCCAAAUUGUGAUUCCUGUUCAUAUGGUCAUUUCGGAUAUCCAAACUGUCGCCCGUGCGAGUGCAACCUUAAUGGUACAAUCGGAUAUCAUUGUGAGGCUGUAAAUGGAGAAUGUCCAUGUAAGCCCAACUUUGGUGGUGCACACUGCAGACAAUGUGCCGAAGGCUACUACGACUUUCCUGAUUGCGAGCCAUGUGGAUGCAAUGAGAUCGGGUCAGUGAGUCAAGUUUGUAGCUAUGAGUCUGGUCAAUGUCAAUGUAAGCCGAAUUUCGCUGGUCAACGCUGCGAAAAGUGUAAGGAUGGGUUCUUCAACCAUCCAACAUGCGCAUACUGUAAUUGCGAUGUUCGAGGUACGCAAGAAGAAGUUUGUGACAAGGGAAAUGGGAAAUGUUUGUGUCGUGAGGGUUAUGGAGGUGCACGAUGUGACCAGUGUAUUGCCGGAUAUUACAACUAUCCAGAUUGUGUACCGUGUAACUGUUCAGGCGCUGGAAGUGUGUCCACAGUUUGUGAUAUAACCGGAAAAUGUGCCUGUUUACCAAAUUUUUCUGGGCGGCAGUGUACAAUGUGCCAACCUGGAUAUUAUCAAUAUCCUGAAUGCUUAUCCUGUAAUUGCAAUGCUCACGGAUCGAUUGGGUUGUCUUGCAACCUUGAGGGUCAAUGCCAGUGUGCUGAUAACUUUGAUGGUAAAACUUGCAAUCAGUGCAAAGAAGGAUUUUACAAUUUCCCUGCAUGUGAAGAGUGCAACUGUGAUCCGGCAGGAGUGAUUGCAAAGUUCGCUGGGUGUGGAUCCGUGCCUGCUGGGGAAUUAUGUCAGUGUAAAGAACGUGUUCAAGGGAGAAUUUGUGACAAGUGCAGACCGUUAUACUGGAAUUUAAAUGCCAGCAAUCCCCAUGGAUGUGAAGAUUGUGAGUGCUUUAUCGAUGGAACGAUUGGAGCUUUAGACACAUGCGAUACUAAAACAGGUCAGUGCGCUUGUAAGCCAUCUGUAACAGGCCGUCAGUGCUCUGAGUGCAAAGACGGUACCUUUGACUUAUUCGGAGCAAGCUUAUUUGGUUGCAAGGACUGCGGAUGCGAUAUAGGAGGUGCAGCUGAUGACGUUUGUAACAAGGAAACGGGUCAGUGCAAGUGCCAUCCUCGGAUUUCUGGGCGAACUUGCACGUAUCCCUUAACAACUCAUUAUUAUCCUACUUUAUAUCAGUUCCAAUUCGAAUACGAAGAUGGAUAUACACCUUCCGGUACCCAAGUACGUUAUCAAUUUCAUGAGGACGUGUUCCCUGAUUUUAGUAAACGUGGGUAUGCAGUUUUCUCAGGCCUUCAGAACGAAGUUAUUAACGAGGUUAGCGUAAUGAAAUCUUCAGUAUAUCGUCUCGUAAUUCGUUAUAAGAACCCAACUCAAGACAAUGUAAUUGCUCAGAUUUUGAUUACCCCAGACAAUCCGACGGAGUUAGAACAAAAGGCGAAGGUUCUUCUAAAACCCAACGAUCAGCCAGAGUUUGUAACCGUAUCUGGAGCAAAGGGUGAAAUUCCUUCUCCCGUUGUUUUGGAUCCUGGUCGUUACACCAUUAGCAUCAAAACCGAAAAAAGUGUUUUCUUGGAUUACUUUGUCUUGCUGCCUGCUGCUUACUACGAAGCUCCACUUUUAACUAAGAAAAUCGAAACUCCCUGUGAAAUAAAUGAAAGCGGUCUCUGUCGGCAUUUCAAAUAUCCAAACAUUAUUGAAUUCAAGCCGCAAGUCGAAGCCUAUGUAGCUGAAGGUGAUGAAUCAUUCAAACCAGGAGAAUACUUUAAGGACUAUCAGCAUCUUGAUGUGAUAAAAGAAGAAAAUCUUCCAUUGCUUACUGUUGAUCAAAAUGAACUGAACUACAUAUUGGAUGUACCACGACCUGGCCGGUAUGUUCUAGUGGUAGAUUAUAUAACCAGUCGGAACUAUCCGGACAUUUCUGUUCUACAAAUCAAUCAAAUUGGAAAUAUUGAACAGGACGGCACCGUGACUGCUUAUCCAUGUACUUACACUACUGUUUGUCGUCAGCCGGUUAUCGAUAAAGAAUCUCGUGAAAAAGUAUUCUAUAUUGAUCCGAAUAACAGAAAACCUAUUACGGUCUCAAGUCAAGAACCGAAUGGCGCAGUUGCAAUCAAAUCAAUCACUGCAAUCCCUUAUGAGGAAUGGUCUAUUGACUACAUCAGCCCAAGCCCUGUUUGUGUGAUGGAGAAUGAAAAAUGUGUUCUUACAACUUAUCGAACCGCUCCAGAUUCUAAAAAGAUUGAAUUUGAAACUGAUAACGAAGCCCGUAUUGCAGAAACAAAUCCAAGUGAUUUAUUUGACAGUGCAACCAAACUAAUUUAUCUGGACGUGGAUGAGCCACCACUGAAUAUCAAAACGAAAGUUCCUAAUGCCAAUCGUUACGUAGUAAUUGUUAAAUUCUAUCAACCAAAUCACCCAACUUUUAACAUUCAGUAUCGUAUCGAGGCUGAUAGACAGAAUUAUGAUGGUAAGUUGCAUUUGAGGCAUUGCCCCGCCAAUUCUGGAUGCCGUGAAAUUCUACGGCAAGACAGUGGUUUUAUUUGGUUCGAUUUAGAAGACACAUUUGAUUUUACUUUGUUGAGUGGAGCUACCAAAGGAGUUUGGUUGGAUUACAUUUUAUUGGUACCAGCUGACCAAUUCUAUGACGAUUUACUGCAGGAGGAGACUUUUGAUCAAACUAAAGAGUUCAUUAAGAAGUGUGGUCAGGAUCAUUUCCACAUUCAAUUGAAUGCUAGCGAGUUUUGCAAACAAGCUGUCUUCUCGCUAACGGCAGAUUAUAAUAGUGGAGCUUUACCGUGUAACUGCGACUACUACGGAUCGACAAGUUUUGAGUGUGAGCAAUUUGGAGGCCAGUGUCAAUGUAAACCAUAUAUUAUUGGACGACAAUGCGAAGCUUGUAAAACAGGAUAUUAUGGAUUCCCGGAUUGUAAGCCAUGCGAUUGUCCAUCAACGGCUCUUUGCCAAAAAGAUACAGGCGAGUGUAUUUGUCCAGACCGGGUAACUGGAGAGAAGUGCGACCAGUGUAAGCCCUACACUUACGGUUAUGAUCAGAUUAUCGGCUGCGAAGAAUGUAAUUGUAAUCCGUUGGGUGUAGCAAACAAUAACCUUCAGUGUGAUCUAGAAAGCGGUGUAUGCGAAUGCAAGUCCAAUGUGGUAGAUAGAGCUUGUGAUCGUUGUCAGUAUGGCUUUUUCAACUUUCCAUAUUGCGAGCCCUGUAAAUGUGAUAUUCGAGGAACUACUUUCGAGAUUUGUGAUCAAACCGAUGAAACGUGUUUCUGUAAGAAAAAUGUACAAGGUCGUGAAUGUAGCCAAUGCGUCGAUGGAACGUAUAAUUUGCAAGCAUCGAAUUCAGAAGGAUGCACAAAAUGCUUUUGUUUUGGACAGACAACACUUUGCGAAACUGCUUUCCUUCGACCAUUCAAUGUCAGUAUGAUGAAAGAUGUUUCAUUGAACACAAUUAAGUUGUCGGGUGGAAAACCCAUAAUUUCACCUUGGCUGGUUGAUGGUGAUAUUAUGAUUAACGAAACAUCAGCAGAAGUAGCACUGAGUGAUGUGGAUAAUGAAGAGUUACUCUCCGGAUUAGCGUAUUUCGGAAUGCUGGAUUACCUCCUGGAUUUGAAUAGUCACAUAACUGCAUACGGUGGUUAUUUAACGUACAAAAUAUACUACACUAAUGGCCUUUUUGGUAGUUCGCUUAUAGGACCUGAUGUUAUUUUAGAGGGAAAGAAUAUGGUAAUCACGCAUCAGAGUAUUGAACAACCAGCUUCAAACACAUUGUUCAGUGGACGAGUUCAAAUGGUGGAAUCUAGUUUCCAGACUGCAGCCGGUGGUCCCAUUUCACGUGAACAAUUCAUGAUGAUUCUACGUGACUUGAAGGCGAUCUACAUUCGAGCGUCCUAUUGGGAGAAUGGCUUGUCAACAAUUGUGUCGGAUGUGAGUUUAACAAUGGCUCAUGAUGAUCCCGGUCACUACGACAUGUAUGAAGAGCUAGCAGUUGAACGAUGUACUUGUCCGCCAGGAUAUACAGGAUUAUCGUGUGAAGAUUGUGCACCUGGAUAUUAUCGUGAUCCUAAUGGUCCAUAUGGAGGGUAUUGCAUUCCGUGUCAAUGUAACGGGCACGCGGAAACUUGUGAUUGUAAUACUGGAAUCUGUAAAGAUUGUCAACAUUAUACAACAGGAGAUCAUUGUGAUCAGUGCAUUGAGGGUUAUUAUGGUAACGCAACACGAGGAUCUCCUAACGAUUGUAUGAUAUGCGCUUGUCCACUGCCGAUUGAAUCGAAUAACUUUGCCACUUCAUGUGAUGUUUCUGAGGAUGGAUAUGAAAUCCAUUGCGAGUGCAAGCCAGGUUACACGGGAGAAAAAUGUCAGAGUUGUGCAUCAGGAUUUUUCGGUGAACCGGAUAUUGAGGGUGAGACUUGUCGACCAUGUGAUUGUUCUGGUAACAUCAACCCAGACGAACCAGGUUCCUGUGAUUCCGUAUCGGGUGAAUGUUUACUUUGUUUAAACAAUACGUACGGAAGGGCUUGUAAUCUUUGCGCACCUGGCUUCUAUGGAGACGCAGUUCAAUUGAAAGAUUGUCAAAGCUGUAUUUGCGAUACCUUGGGCACAGAACAUUGCGAUAAUUUUGUUGGUACAUGUAACUGCCAUACAAAUGUGAUUGGUGAAAAAUGUGAUCGAUGUGAAGACGAUCAUUAUGGGUUCGAAUCAGGUCAUGGUUGUAAUCCGUGUGACUGCGGAAUUGCCUCUAACAGCACGCAGUGCGAUGAUCAUACUGGUAAAUGUGCUUGUAAGCCCGGCGUUACUGGACGACAGUGUGACCGUUGCGAACCUGGUUAUUGGAAUUAUACUGAAGAAGGUUGCGUUCCAUGUUCAUGUAACACGGACUAUUCAAGAGGACUGGGAUGCAACGCUCAAACCGGGCAAUGUGAGUGUCUGUCGGGGGUUGUAGGAGAGAAAUGUGAUUCAUGUCCCUACAGGUGGGUUUUGAUCCCAGACACAGGUUGUCAGAUUUGUGAUGGGUGCCAUCAUGCCUUGUUGGAUGUGACGGACGCACUUAAGGAAUUGAUAGACCCAGUGUUGCAUGACAUUGAAACUGUAGCCGAUGAUUAUUACACCUCUCAGAAAUUAAAUUACUUCAAUGAUUUAGUAGAUAAAAUCGAGCCCGCCGUUCGUAAAUUGGACCCUCAUGGUGUAAAUUUGAAUCCUUCGCGACAACAAGUAGAGUCUCUGGAAAUGGAUGUGAAAAACCUGGAUCGCCGUAUUCAGUAUGCUGAUCAAAAUACUAACGAUCUUUCGUUAAAAAGUGAACAAUUGCUUAAAGCUUCUUCCGGAAUUAAAGACUCGUGUAGGUUCGCGAACAUCAACACCAAAAAUGCUAUUAAUGAGGUAGAAAAGUUGGCAGAAAAUCUAGGUAAAUCAGAAACUAACAAGCUUGAUCAAGCAUACGCCGAGGCAGUAAAUUAUCUUGAUUUGAUCAAACAGUACUCGGCUACUCCAGGAAGUUUAAAUGUACAAUUGGAAAAUGCAACUGAACUGUUGGCGAAAGUUGGCGACUUUGCACGUCCGGUGCAGGAUCAUUAUGAAAGGCUCAACAAAUUACUCUACAAUAUUGGUGAAUUCGAUGUAAAGCUGGAGGACUUAUACAACUGGAGCUUAAAAAUAGAAGAAGAAAGUCGCAUUACGGCUAAAUUGAAUAACAAGAACAAGGGCACAUUGGAUUCGAAGUUUGAUACUGUAUCUGCUCAUUCGAAGGAAGCUCUGGAUAACAUAGAGAAUGCCAAAAAGUUGAUUGACAAUUCCUCCAAACUUAGUUUGGAUAUUUUCACGACACACAAUGAGCUGGAUAUCGCGAAUUCUGAACUAAAGCAAUUGAAUACCAAAGUUGAUAAAGAUUUACCUGAACAAGAGAAGAGAUAUCAAGAUUUAUCAACUAAUAUUCAGGAAUCGAUUGAAUAUGCCGCAAAUCUUAAAGAGGAAUCUCAAAGGCUGACUGCCAAUUAUUCCAAUGUUACCGCAAAUUCAGAAACGGCACUGAAAGCUGCGACCGCCUAUUCAAAAAUUGCUUCUGCGGUUAAUGCGGCCAACGAGAAUAUUGAACAUACACAACUGUUGGCAAACAACGCUACAGAUUUAACUUCCGGAAUUGAGCACCGUGCAGGAGAAUCCGAUGGAAAUUCUAGAGAAUUGUUAAGUGAUGCCAUACGAUCGUUACAUUCAUUGCAGACUGAUCUUGAACCACACAUUAACAAGUCCGUGUCUACUGUUGAUCAUAUAGAAAAUAGUAAUCAGGCGAGCGAUGACAUAUUAUACUCUAUAAACCAAUCACUGGACGGAAUACCUGAUGAAUCGUUCACUAACACCUGGGAAAAUGCUCGCGAUCAAGCAAUAGAUGCCUUGAACGACUCUCAGAAUGCUCUGAAAAUCUUGGAUCCUAUCAUAACCGACCUUCCGAAAAGUGUCUACGCAGCGGAUCAGUUGCCGAAAGAUAUCGAUAGAACUAACAAGGAUAUCCAACUCGCUGUCAGUCAAAUUGAACAAUAUAAACGAAUGAUUCCUAAAGUUGAAAUACUUGUUAAUGAAGUAGAAGAGAAGCAAAAUAAGAUCGAUUCAAUAGUAAGUGAUGUUGGAGAUCGGUUGGAAUCGUUGAAAAAACAAAUCGCCAGUGCUAGAGCUUUAGCCAACAGUAUUAAAUUUGGAAUGACGUUCCAUCCUAACACUACUCUCGAGAUCAAACCACCGGAAGUGCUUUCACAAAUGGCUACGAACUCUACAGUAUCGGCCUACUUUAAAACUAACAAACCAGAAGGUUUCCUGUUCUAUGUAGGUAAUGAGGUAAAACCAGAUGCGAAGAAAACUUCUCGUGACGAUUAUAUGGCGUUGGAGAUUGAAAACGGUUAUCCGGUCUUAUCGAUUGAUUUAGGUAAUGACCCCGAAAAAGUAAUAAGUCCAAAGUACGUGGCGGAUGACAAAUGGUACCAAGCUAUCAUCGAUAGGAGUGGUAAUAACGUUAAGCUCACAAUUAGAGAAGAGUUGGAAAAUGGUACGGAAAUGAUUCACCCGAAAGAGCAAAUUUUACCAGGUGCUUACAAUGUGUUUAAUGUUGACCAGAACAGUAAACUUUUCGUGGGAGGUUAUCCACCUGAAUAUAAUAUGCCGGUUGAUGUGAAGUCAGGUGAGUUCGAUGGUCAAAUUCAGAAUUUGCAAAUAGGUGGCGAACAUGUUGGUUUGUGGAAUUUCGUUGAUGCUCAAAAUGUACAAGGUGGCGUCGAACGCGAUAAAUUGUUAGAUGAAGACAAACCUACGACAGGUUUUAGAUUUGGCGGUAAUGGAUAUGUGAUGAUAGAUGCCAAGUCGCAUGCAUUUAGACAUCAUUCGCAUAUUCAGUUCCGUUUCAAGGCCUCACAAGACACACAAGAUGGACUACUAUUCUAUGCAGGAAGAAACCGUCACUUCAUAUCUGUUGAGAUGAAACAAGGUGCAAUUGUAUUCCAGUUUAAGUUAGGUCAACACGCUGAAGCAGUUACAAUUGGAUCGAGUGGAUCAUUCAAUGAUGACAACUGGCACGUAGUUUCUGCGGAACGGGAUGGUGCAACUGGCAAGCUCACUGUUGAUGGUAAUGUUGUAUAUCAGGAAACAUCUCUUGUUAACCUCCCAGGAAAUGUUGAACCAUUGAAGAUCUCAGAAUCAAUGUUUUUUGGAGGAUAUCCGGGCAAGAUUAAUCAUUCCGAAGUAACAACCAAAGGUUUUGAUGGCUGCAUCGAUGAUGUUUAUAUUCUGGGUACGAAAGUAGAUUUGAGUAUUAACCAAAAGGCGCUGGAUGUGCGCCCCGGAUGUCCAAUGAAAUUUUCAUCUCUUUUAUCGUUCCCACCACACCAGUUUGGGUAUGUUAGCCAGCCAGGAGUAGUCUCUUCGAAUGGUCUACAAGUCAACAUUAAAUUCAAAACUGUUCAAGGUCAUGGUGUUUUAUUCUAUACUUCGAACAACGAUCAGAGCGGUACAUUUGGGUUGACAAUAGAAGCAGGAGUUUUAGUUUUGAGAAGUUCAAAAGAAGAACUUAACACUGGUAGUAAUCGGUACAAUGAUGGUGAAUGGCACGCUGUUACUGCUACUCAUGAUAAUGAUCGUCUCUCGUUGGUUGUUGAUGAUAGUGAUCCAUUUGUGUCCGAUGAAGUUCCUCCACCUUUAUAUAUCGGUGAUGGAGAAAUUUAUUUCGGUGGCUUACCCAAAAAUUUCGUUACGCCAAAAGGAGCGAUCGUUACCCCAGCAUAUUUUUGGGGAUGUCUCCGUGACGUUACUGUCAAUGGUCAAAUUGUUAACUUCGCCAAUUUGAAAGACAAAAAGUCUGCUGUUUUAGACCAUUGCUCUAAGGAUAUUUUUGCAAUUAGUGCAAGCGAUGUGCCACUGUAUUAUCCAGAUGGAGCAAGUGAACCAGUUCUGUUCUCUGGAUCACGUUUCGACGUCAAAUCCGAUGUUGACAAAAAUAAUGAAAUUGAUGGUGAUAGUGACGAGGAAUCCAAACCAUGGUCUAAAGCGAAUGAAACAGAUGUUGAAAUAGCUACUGACUCAAAAGUUGAUCAUACAACAACACAAACAACUACCACUACAUCUACAACUACAACUCGUCCAAGGCCUCCACCAGAAAAACCGGAACCUACAUGUAAACUUCCUGUUGUUCCAGAUCAAGAUGUAGAUUUUGAUGCAGGUUACCGAUUCGGAACUGGACCUUUCAGUCAUAUUGAAUUCAAUGAAAUACCACAAAAGGCCAAGAAGCAAUACGAGUUCUCACUCAGUUUCAAAACAGAGUUUUCGGAAGGAGUUCUCUUCUAUGCUUCCGAUUCUCGUCACACUGAUUUUAUUGCCCUAUAUUUACGAGGUGGUAAAGUCUUCCAUUCUUUCAAUUGUGGUUCUGGAUCUGCUAAUAUGAGUUCAGAACGACAGUACGACGAUAACGAAUGGCACACUGUACAAUUUUCUAGAUAUCACAAUAAGGGUAAAUUAGUUGUUGAUAGUGAGGAUGAGGUUCAUGGUGAGUCAGCUGGAAACACUAGAACUAUGCAAAUGCAGGCUCCAUUCUUCGUUGGUGGUGUAUCUGGAGGAGAGCACUACGAAGAUGUCGCACUUAAUCUCAAAAUUGAUAAAAAUAUUCUGGAACGAGAUCAGUUUGUAGGAUGCAUAAAUGAUAUUCAAGUAUUCAAUCGACCUCUCGGAGCACCCUCCAAUAUAACGCAAACCAUUCCGUGCUCGUCGCAGGUUGAAAGCGGAGUAUUCUUUGGAAAAGGAGGAGGUAUUGUUAAGCUUCGUGAGAAAUUUAAGGUUGGCACAGAAUUGACUGUUAGCAUGGAUAUUAAACCACGAUCGCCAACUGGUCUACUAAUGUCGGUUCAUGGCAAACGAGCUUUCUUUGUGCUGGAAUUAAUAAAUGGAAAUAUUAGUUUGACGGUGAGCAAUGGUGACGAGCCAUUUACUGCUAUGUACGUGCCAGAUCCUACUGAAAAUUUAUGCGACGGCCAGUGGCGUACGAUUACCGCAAUCAAAUCUUUCUACGUGAUUACUAUCAAAGUCAAUGACGUUAGUUCCAAUCCGGCCAUUGGUGAUGCCCGCUCAGGAUCAACAGAUACUACGAGACCAUUGUUCCUUGGAGGACAUCCUCAUAUGCAAAGGAUACGAGGACUAACCGCUCGCGAGCCUUUCCAAGGUUGCAUUCGAAAUGUGGCGAUUCGCAAUCAACCGGAACAAAUAACACCCAAGAUGACUAUCGGAAAUGUGCAGACCGGGUUCUGUCCAACGAUUUGAAGACGGUUUGGAAUAUAAACUAAACGUUUUUUGACAGUAAAUGUAGUAGGAAUAAGGUUUGAGUUGCGUAAGGAAAUAUUUGACGACGAAAGAAGGCUACGUUACAUGGAAAUUCUUAGAUUUAAUCUUUAUCGUUUAGAAUGGACGACUAAGCCCGACUAUUUACAAGGAGAGAUUUUGAGAAAAUAUUUUAAGCAGUUGGCUGAUUUAAUGCUAUUUGGGUUAUUUAAUGCUUUAUUGCACGCUCCUGAUUUCCGAAAAUUUGUUUUUUAUAACAUAUUAAAGACAGAUUCAUACAAAUACGGAUAUCUAUGUACUUUGUAUUGUGUUUAAAAGCUCUCAGCUCGAAACAUAUCCCCAGGAAAUCCCAUAUUCGGAACCUAGAAAACCAAUUAUUCCUGACAAUGAUUCAAAUGUAGAGAAGUCGCUGAAUCUUAUAAAUGUCAAAUUAUCGACGACGGGUAAUAUAUGGAAAGCUAAGUGUUAUAGUUUUUUAGUCGAGCUUAGCUGUCUUUUUUCUAUGUUGGUGUAUUUUACUCUAUUUUAAUUUUCCGUUAUUCUUUUGAAACAUCAUGAAGGUAUUAAAGUGGAUAAAAUCAACAGAAACAAAAUUGAAGAAAAGGUCAUACAGUCAUCUAUUUUGAUAUAUCACAUUGAUUUGAAAGCAAAGAAAAUUAUUAUAAAGUAAAAUAACAGUAUUGUAUAAGAAAAAUAGCGCAGGCGAUAGUCUACACUAGGGGUUUCCGAAUCUUUGGCCCUGCGGAGCAUUUUUUCAAGUUAAAAUUUCCCGGGUAAAAAUGUGACAGAAAAAAAAACAAAUUUUUGAGUUUGGGUUUUGUGGUUAUCAAAAACAUCGUCGAGCACUUACAACAGCUUUGCAGAGCAUCAAGUACUCCGCUCCGGGAACCCCUGGUCAACAAGAUUAUUGUGAAAAUAUUAUUAUCUGUAAACAUGCUGAAAUGUGAAAAAAGCAAUCAAGUAAAUUUUGAUACAGUACUAUAUAAAACUAAUAUACCUAUUUUUUGGAACCAUUGCAGAGCUAAGCUAAAAAUUAAAUUCGCAUGAGUAACUCGUUUCAAUAUGUCAAUUUUAGUAUUGUUCGCAGACUCCAAUAUUAAGUUAAAUUGAAUAAAGAUUUUCAUAAUAAAAUUAUCAGAUAAUAAAGCAGGAGGUAAAAAUGAAAACUUUCAAAUAAAUAGAGCUAUCCUUUGUUAUGCCACCGAAUUUAUAAAAUUAGAAUGUUGAUUUUAAGUAGGAAUUUGGAACCUUUUUAUUCUAUGCAAAAUUAUUAAUCGAAUUAAGUUGAAUUGUGAUUUGCUAUUGUGACAUCAAAAUAUUGGAAGAGUGAAAGUGUAUUAUUUCCAAACUUAUUCAAUAUUAGAAUACAUCAAGCUAUUUUGUACUCAUUCUAAAUAAAUAAAUCAUCAAUCUUUUCAGCAA